UACAUUUUUUGUCAUGUUAUACAGUUUGAAGAUGAUCAUUUUGAAUUGUAUUGCAACAAAUAAAAUGAAAAUAAUUCUUUUAAAAUAUUACGUGAAAAUCAGCCUGUAAUUAGUUCUAUAUGUGUUAUAAAUAUAUAGUCAAUAGUUUAUGACAACUCGUAAGUUGCCUUUUGUUGUUGUGAGAAAUAUGUAUAUUUGUGAGUGUGUAUAUUUAUAAUUAUAUUUGCAAUUAUUAAAUGAUGAUAAUAUAUAGAAUGUAACAUUAAAACAAUAUGAUAAGUACAAUCUUUUCUGUAAUUGCAAAAAUCUGUCUUUUUCAAAAAUGAGAGCUAUUUUGUUGUUUUUAAUUUUAAUUCAAACAAGAGGGAAAACAAUUCAGACUUGUCCAAAGUAUUGCACGUGUAAACUUGGCGCACAAGCUGAAUGGCUACGUAUCAAAUGCAGUAAUGAAUUGCAGAAUAUUAGAGACAUUAAUAUCAACAGUGUCAGUGUGGAAUUAGUUCAAUUAGAUUUAAGUAAAAAUAACAUUUAUACUAUUGAAGCUAAUAUAUUUAAGAAUCUGACAAAUUUGAAACGUUUAAAUUUGUCACAAAACUAUAUAACUUCUAUUGAUACAGAAUGUUUUAAUGGUCUUGGAAAUUUAGAAAGACUGGACUUAAGUAAAAAUCAAAUUUCAACUAUAGAUGCUUAUACAUUUAGAAAGUUGCCAAAUUUGAAAAGACUUGAUUUGUCUGGCAACAACAUAAGUAUGGUGAAACCAUCAUUAUUUCAUGAUUUACUGGCUUUAGAACGCUUGAAAUUAAAUGAAAAUAAAUUAACAACUUUAAUGGAAGGUACCUUUUUUGGCCUAAAUUCUUUAAAACAGUUAGAUUUGUCUAAUAAUCCAUGGAGAUGUGAUUGUGAAUUGUAUUGGUUUAGUAAUUGGAUUCACAACAGUUCUAUUAAACUAAAUCCUGCCCCCAAAUGUGCAUCACCUGUAAAUAUUAAAGGUGAAUUUGUAAAAAAAUUGAAAUAUUCAGAAAAUAUUCAGUGUCAGUUGUUACCCCCUACAAUUGAACUUCGACCAAUUCAUAAUCAAGUAGUAUUUGCUGGAGAUUCUAUAACUUUAAAAUGCAGAGCACCUAGUAUAACAGAUGAUAAAAAUGCAAGAUUAAGUUGGUUAUGGUACCCUAAUACUACUACUGAAAAUGCAGAUUUAAAUGCAUUUUUAGAUCCACAAAAAAGUUUAUCUAAUAUUAAAGUUGAUAAUAGAUAUCUUGCAGAUAGCGGAAUUGUGGACAGUUCUCUUAGUAUUGUUCCUAUUAAAGACGAACAUAAUGGUCAAUGGAACUGUUUAUUAGUUUCUGUAAAUGGUAAUAGAACAAAAGCAAUCAGUGUAAUUGUUAUCUCUGAAGAAACUCGUUACUGUCCUCUGGCAGUAACAAAAAAUAAUAAAGGUAUUUAUACAUGGCCAAAAACUGUAGUAGGAUGGAGAGCAGAAUUACCAUGUGAAGGCAACCAUUUAUCAGGUUUAAUGCAAAUGCCUUUAAAAGCUUCCUAUCAGUGUAAUGUUACAGGAUAUUGGGAGAAUUUAAACACAGAAUUAUGUCCUUACAUAUCACAUAUAACAAAAAGUUUAGAACAAUUUUCUAAAGUUAAUCUUUCUCUUACGAGAAUCAAUUUAUUAGAAAGUGCAAAGAAAUUUAAAAAUUUUACAGGAAAUUCCAUAAAAAUAACUGAUCCUAUUGAAGUAGAUUUUAUAACUCAAACUAUAGAAAAUUAUUUAAAUUUUCUAAUUGAAGGAAAAGAACUUGGCACUAUGUUAAUCGAUGUUAUCAAUACUCUGAUUAAUGUACCAAAGAAUAUUUUAAAAAAAGCUGAAAUUUCUUUUAAAUCUUGUACGCGACUAAUAAAAGCUGUAGAAAAGAUUAUAGAACAUACUCCAUCUAUACAAUUUUACAAGAAAAAUAUGGCCCUAGAAGAAUUUAGAGUAAAACGUGAUAGUUUUACAGGAUUAAUAUGUACAUGGUAUUCGAAUAAUAAUCCAGAAAUACGAUUUUUACAAUGUACAACAAACAAUAGAACAUCUCCCAUUAAUAUAAAAGAUAGAACAAUUGAAGCAUCAAUACAUUUACCUGCAUCUUUAUUACAAUAUUCACAAGAAGUUAUUGCUCAUCAAUUAAUGAUUUCUGUAUAUAGUAAUAAUAGAUUGUUCCCUAAAAUAAUCAAUAAUGAUAAUAUGGAUGUAGCAUCCUGUAUUAUUGGAAGCAAAUUAUAUGGGAUGUCAAUACAAAAUUUAACUGAACCUGUAUACAUUAUGUUAAAGGCACCUUUGUAUUAUUACGCUGGGAAGAAACUUUUACCAGUAGUUUGGGAUGAUACAUUAAAUAAAUCAGGAGGUUGGACAAGUGAUGGUUGUUAUUUAAGAAAUAUAUUGAACAAUUUAAUAAUAUUUCAUUGUAAUAGAUUGGGAUAUUAUGGUCUUUUACAAGACACUUCUACACUUGAUUAUGAUGGUAACAGCAUAAGCGGCGCAAAAUUUAGAUAUUCAAAUCCUGCAAUAUAUAUUGGAAGUAUUACAAUAAUAACAUGUUUAGUUAUUAUGUGUAUCACAUAUAUCAUUUGUUACACAUCAAUUACAAUGCCUAAAAAAGCAAAACAUUGCGUUAUUAAUACUUGGUUUGCUAUGGCAUUAUUAUCAUUUUUUUAUAGCAUUGGUAUCUACCAAACAGAAAAUAUACCAAUUUGUCAAGGUGUUGGUCUUAUUUUGCAUUAUUUAUCUUUAUGUUGUUUGUUAUGGAUGGCAGUGUUUGCGAGCAACAUGUACAAAAAAUUAUCCAAAUCAGAUCUCGAAGAAGAUAUUCCAGAUAAUGAUCUUCAAGAUCCACCAAUACCAAAACCAUUAUUGGGACUUUAUUUAGUUGGCUGGGGCAUAGCUAUGAUUAUUUGUGGUAUAUCUGGCGCAAUAAAUCUACGAGAAUACGCUGGAUAUUCAUAUUGUUUUCUCACAUCCGCUCCUGCUCUUGUUGCUCUGUUUGUUCCAGCUGGAUUUCUAAUUGUAUAUUUAUUUAUUUUUCAUUUACUCAUUAAAUGUUCAAUUCAAAAUGUUGACAUGAAUGCUCAGUUGUCUGAAGGUACACAAGCAACAGAAAAUAUGGAUUUGGAAUUAUUGGAGCCAAGUACAAAUAUUUCUAUUGAUAGAAAUAGUGCACAUAGUGUACAAACUGUAUUGUCUGAUAUUGAAGAUUCAGAACAUUCUCAAAUUACUCAAUUGAAAGGUCAAAUUAUUAUAUUAACUUUAUAUUUGAUAUCAUGGAUUACUGCAGCAGCAGCUACAACAAAGUCAUUAAAUGCAUAUAUUUCAUUUGAUGAAACUAUAUUUGCUAUUUUAUAUUCACUUUUUUCUAGUUCACUUGGAAUUUUCAUUCUUUUCUUUUAUGGAAUUGCACGAAAUGAUGUUAGGUCACAAUGGUUAAGAAUGGGUUGUUGGUUUCAGAAACGGAAAAAUCAAUGUUGUCGAACAAGAAGUAUCUCUGAUGCAAAUCCAGUAAUAACAACACAAUCUUUAGUACAAAAUUUGGUGGCUCCAAUGUCUAAUUCUCAAGCUACUCAAGUUACAUCUGAUUCAAAUUCCAUUAGCUCGUCCAGAUACACCAAUAGAUCGCAAACAUAUAAUGCAUUUAAAGUUACAGAUAUUGUCACCAAUAAAAAAGUAUCGCCUGUUGGUAGAAAAAUGACAAAUAUGAACUUAGUUGUAUUGCACCGACAACAAUACAGAUCUGAUAAUUCUGUAACAACAUACAUUGAACCCACUUGUGUUGAAAUGUUCUAUAAUCCUCAUCAAAGUGGAGUUGCCAGAAAAUUUUUUAGAAAACAACGUCGUCAUACAAAAAAUAGUAAUCUUGGUCCUCGAAAACAAGGCGAUGGUGGUGCUAUGAGUGAUGCUGGUAGUUGCAUUUCUGUAUCACGGUCGACCACAAAAUUAGAAAGUAAUAUAGAUCAAACUAUCUUAAGUAGCAGUGCAAAAGUGAAUAAUACAAACAUUCAUGUUGAAUUAAAUCCAAUAAAUGACGUUAAAAACGUUAAUAUACUCUCAGAUAGUGGUGGUAGUAUUUCAGAGGAAAGAAAUGUUCCAAUGCGAUUUGUUAUUGGCCAAGAAGAUUUUUUUCGAAAUGUAAGAAAAGUUAACAACAAUUGUAGAUUACACGAGUCUAUAAAUACAGUAUCUAACUCUGCAAGAAACAAUUGCCAAAAAAUAGAAUUAUUGAAUAUAACUUUACAUGAGUCAGACAUGGAAAUCAAAACUGAUGAAGAAAAGCAUUUGCAGAGUGUUUCACAACAAUGCAGUUUAGAAUACAGUUCGGAAAUAGAAUCUAUUACUCAGAUGACUAGUGAAAAAAGUGAUCAUAAUUUACCAGAAAUUUAUGAAACUGUAGAAACAAUUAUGGAAGCAAAUCUUUUAAAAAAGGACUGUCAAAAUGAGAAUGAAUUCCAUGAAGUAGAGAAACACCAGUCAAAUGCCAAUUUAAAAUGGUUAACUCAUUCUAAUAGCAUGCACUGUCUUCCAAUAGAUACUGCAAAACCAUUACGAAAUAAUUAUUGUAAUUCAUUAAAUGACAUUACAUCUCUUGCCAGUUUCAAGAAAUGUGAAUAUUUGAAAUCAUUUUCAGACUUGCAGAAUAUUGCAAGUUCGAAUUUAUGCAAUAAAAAUUCCCUUUCUGAAAAAUCAUUUAGUAAAUUAGAACUAUCUUUCUCUAAAGUAAACAGUGAAGUUAAAGAUAAUUUACAUAAUUUAGUACAGAAUAUUACUUCCACAAGAAAUAUUGAAUGUGCCUCCAAUGUGUGCACUGAUGAAUUGAAAUCUAAACAAAAAUGUAUCAAUUCUAUGAUUGAUAUGACAUCAUUUAUGCAUAGUUCUUGCAAUAUAGUAAGAAAUUUAGAUUCAAACAAUGAAGUAGAAAGUUUAAACAAACAACAAAAUAUACAGCACAUUGAAGGUAGUGAAGUACACUUAAAUAAUCCAAAUACUUAUCUACAAAUAGUUAAAAAAGAAACAAGCGUUUAAUCUAGUUUUGCUUAUAUAGAGCAUAAUAUAU
Frieseomelitta varia is the source of this 5075-nucleotide messenger RNA. RefSeq names its product adhesion G protein-coupled receptor A3 (gene Remo). NCBI's taxonomy places the organism in Eukaryota, Metazoa, Arthropoda, Insecta, Hymenoptera, Apidae. Gene Ontology annotation, biological process: cell surface receptor signaling pathway; G protein-coupled receptor signaling pathway. The record is from RefSeq and is a predicted model, not a curated record. The transcript has 13 exons. Gene Ontology annotation, cellular component: plasma membrane. Bases 323 to 5044 code for a protein of 1573 amino acids. Gene Ontology annotation, molecular function: G protein-coupled receptor activity; protein binding.